Messenger RNA from Gadus macrocephalus (Pacific cod), 3312 nucleotides. RefSeq names its product glutamate-rich protein 6. The coding region runs from base 1863 to 3197 and encodes 444 amino acids. NCBI's taxonomy places the organism in Eukaryota, Metazoa, Chordata, Actinopteri, Gadiformes, Gadidae. The transcript has 10 exons. The record is from RefSeq and is a predicted model, not a curated record.
CUUUAUAGCGAUGACAGAUGACCCAAGGUAAGGGGAUAAGCGUUGAAUGCCUAAAUUAACAUUAAAUGCUUAACUGUCAAGAGACUCAAAAACAACAACCAAGCUUUUAUAAACCAAUGAGAAUAUAGGAAGAAUCUGCAGUUGUAGCCUCUUGCUAUAUCAUGACAUUUAGAGCAAAAGGUGCCACGGAAGGACACAGACACAAAGGUAACUGAAUUAAUAAAACGAUUUUAUGGAUUUUAACAUUGUCACUGAUGGAUUUUUUUCGAUAUUUGAUGUUCAGUGGUUACUUUCAGACUCCUAGCACUCACCAGCCUCACAUUCUGCCCUGGGUAAGAGAGCUUCGCUGGAUAAUAAUAGUGAUCUGUCUAUCUCAAACUGCAGCUGGCUGCAGUGAGUGGUGCAAAGGCACAAGGCAAUAGUCCAAUAUUCAAACAAAAGAGAAAAAUAAAUAGACUAAAUAUUUUUUCCCCAAUUUGAAUAUCACAUGUGUAUUCUUAUGAAUAAUAGUUGAAUAAUUGUUUAUUUAUUUGGCGGUCCUAACUCACUAAUGACCACAUUCUCCAAACAUACUUCUCAUAUCAUGACAUUUCGCCAAACUUGGUCUAAUGUGUGUGUGUGUGUGUGUGUGUGUGUGUGUGUGUGUGUGUGUGUGUGUGUGUGUGUGUGUGUGUGUGUGUGUGCGUUUGCGUGCGUGCGUGUGUGUAUGCGCGUGUGUUUACUUUGAAACAUUGCAUACAAAAUUAUAUUUUCAAAAUAAUACAACUUCAAAACAUCUUCUGGAUACUUAAUAGAAGUUAUCGUUUUAAUCGCUACUGAUUAUGCUCUAUGCUGAAACUGCAAAUUAAUGGAACUCCCUCACCACAGCUGCAGAAACAAAGAGGACGCUAGACAGCUUUCUGUAUUAUACUUGGUGAGAUGCUGCCCUCUUGUGGAACCAAGUGAAAACAAGAAAAAGUUAAUCGGAAAUAGGCCGAUUCAUCCUGGAACUUGUUUCGGUCAUCCAGCACAAUGCAACAGAGAUCUUGAUCAAAACAUAUCGGUCAGGUGGACAUUUAAGUUUUUGAAGUGAAUACAUUUAAACGCUUGCUUACUCGCAGAGGCAAAUAUAACAGUAAAAUCAGUGGCCUAUAAUAACUUGCAAACAUGUAUAACAUGUAGGCCUACUUACUGCACAAAUGCUAUACUCACUCACUGCAACCAAUAUUAAGUGUCGAUUAAAUAUGUUUACAUGUAGGACUAGGCCUAUAUGUUUUUAGUCAAAUCAAACCUUCUGUUUUUGGAAGUGCCAAGUAAUACGAAUAGCGUAGCCUACUCAGUUAAACCUACAAUCGUCUGAACUCGUCAAACCCUGACUGAAAUUAAUUUAACAAUAGAGCCAUUUUAACCAAUUGUGGUUGUUAUGGAUUAUAGACACUAUAUCAUACCUUGUAGUACAUCUCGAUAAUGUACUUAUUCACUAACUACGACCCUUGGGACGCCGCUACACAACGACCAAUCAAAUGCGAUGGUUACUUGUAAACAUUCAGGUGCUCUCACGUCGCGGUUGAGGGGCCCAAACACCACCUCCAGAUAGGUGAGACCCCUGGUCGUUUUAUACAUCGUUAUGUGCUGUGCGCUCCAAAAUAAAGAUAAAAAGGGCACGUGUUGAAAUCCCAGCUAGUCUGUCAUGUACUUUCCAUGUCUUUUUUGGCUGUUAUCAGCCGUCAAAUAAACAAUGGGUGAGUCUGGCAUGUUGACAGUAGGCCAGCAUCUGAUCGCCCGGGUUACACACACAACAACAGAAGAUUGUGUUAAACUGACUGCCAAAUGGUUACGGUGGAUUGGCUAGCUAGCAACAGAGAAUUUGACCUUUUGCCGGAAUGGCAGGAUUUCUGAGAUACAAUCGCGAGUCAAACCACCCAAUGAAAGAUUCAGAGACCAUACUUCAAGAGGCUCUGACAGACUGUUACCCGGUACUCUGUGAGUACUGUGGGGAGGGAACCCGGCCUAACUUGGAUCUGACAUGGUUGGACAAACCAGAGAGAUCGGGACAGUUCUGCUGUUCUCAGUUCCAGCUGCUUUGGGAGUGGCUUCUUGAUCAGAGGUCACUGGAUUGGACGAUGUCUGACCCUGAGAGCCAUGCUACACCCCACAAACAGCCAAUAAUGCGGGGGGAGAAGCUUUCUUAUAAAGAGGCCAGUCUAGAAAAGGGCAGCAAAGCGGAAGCACAGGAAGCACAGCAAGCUUGCCAUCAUGCAUCUGGCGAUUCACCCAGAGCCACUACAGAGCCUUAUAACACGGCCUCAAAUGCAAUCCGGUACCGACACUCCACCAUGUGUGCGGUUAAUGCGGGCUGGACCGUCUCCCCUGAGUCACACACAGAGAUACUUUCAAAAGCAGAGACACCAGAGACAGAGGUGGAGAUGUAUCGUUGUGAACACGACCAAGGGAAGUUUGGUUUGCAUCCUCAUCAGCCUGCUGCUGGAUUUCAACAAAGAAAUUACUCCAGUGGAAUGAAAUGUCUCACUGUGUUCCCAGAUGGAUCCUUGCAAGUCCUUUACCCCUCUGGCUGUGUGGCCCUGGUGGUUGUGGUCACUGAAGCAAACGGCAGGGUCUGCAUUGUUUACGACGACAACGAUGUCCCUGAGCAACCAAUCAGAGCUAUGUUCCAGUCCGAUGGCCGGGCAACGUGCUAUAGCAGCAAUGGUAGCAUCUGGCUCAGCCUAGGUCAAUCCGGAGGUCAGCGCUUGGACCAAUCAGGAGCCAGAGUUCAAAGGUGGAGUUGGGGUAGCCUUGGCCUUGGUAGCCCCACCCCUCUGCGGCCACUCUUCCUGUCACUCAACAAGAAUAUCGGGGUUCGCGUACUUGGCAGAGACCAAGUAUUUGUCUCGUUCUUGUGCUCCGGUCAACAGGCAAGGUUCAGUGUUGGCAUCAGCUGUGUACAGUGUCAGGUGGAUUGUAUGAACAUAUGUCACAAUCCAUCCAUCCGCUCAGAGGAGCUGUUCCUGCUGGCCGGGAGAAUGGGAGUGUCUCUGGCCAUGGAAGGUCUCCGUUAUUGCUUGAGAAGGCUUUCCAGGCACAAGCCUUUCAGAGCCCAACUGGGUAUGCGCCAUCACUUGGGCCUCAUCAGGAAGCUGCUGGAGGCCAGUACCACUGUGGGGAUAGGGGCCAGCGACAAGGCCUUCAUCCACAGGUGCCUUCAGGGCUACUUGUGAUGUGUGUUCUAUUUCAUUUGACAUUUCCUUUUCAGUAUAUUGAAUAACAUUGAACUACAUUUUUGACAUUAUAUUUAUAAUUAAAAACUACUCCUAGGGGAGAAUUGACAAGCAA